GUCCCUAACGGCAGGCUGAGUAGUUGAUGCUGGAUCGCCGAGCAGCAGCAGCAGCAGCUCAGUCCGGCGCUGCAGUCCGACAGAGCGGCCAGUCAUCAUCUCAACGUCCGCGGGGCUGUAACGCUAUGUGGCUCUGAGCUGACGGUGGACGGUUCAACCGGAGCAGGUUACGACGACGAACGUGGACAUUUGUGGACAUGAGGACACCUGCUACAACGUCUAAUUCUUCCAGAAGGCGGACCGGGAAUCCCGACUGCCAUCAUUUUUCACCGAGCAAAUGAGAAAGAAUCGUCAUGACCCUUUUCCUGCUGACCUGUCACUCCUUCACUGAGGGACCUCUGCCCUUUUUGGUUUCUGGACUUAAUAUUGCAGGGAUGAGAUAAUAUAGUCAACCAGCUUGUGCAUGCUGCUACAACAACACCUGUGGCACUUGUAAACCCACCCCGCCCCCCUAACCCCCUCCCCAAGCUAAAAUCAAGUCAACAGUCAAAACAUGACGACACCAGCUCUCCUGCCGCUGUCGGGCCGCAGGAUACCCACUCUGUCGCCGGGAGCCUCCUCUUUCCCGCACCACAGAGCUACGUUAAGGCUCUCCGAGAAGUUCAUCCUUCUGCUCAUUCUCAGUGCCUUCAUCACCUUAUGCUUCGGGGCCUUCUUCUUCCUACCGGACAAUUCCAAGCACAAGCGCUUUGACCUGGGUUUGGAGGAUGUGCUCAUCCCUCAUAUUGACUCGCCCAAAGAGGGAAAGCACGCCUCUGGACAGGUGGUCAUACAUGGACAGGGAGGGCAUGAUGAGCACAGACACAGGGAGGAGGAGGAGAGCCUGCGGGACAAGAUUCGAGCAGACCAUGAGCGCGCACUGCAGGAGGCAAAGGAGAAGCUGAGAAAGUCACGUGAGGAGCUGCAGGCUGAGAUUCAGACGGAGAAGAACAAAGUAAUGGAGGAACUGAAAAAGAAAGAUGCUCUGCCAAAACCUUUGCCACCCGUCCCCAUGCCAAAAGUAGUGGGUGUCAGUGAUGGUGAGCCACCAGAGCCAGACGCCAAAGAGAAACGCGACAAGAUCAGAGAGAUGAUGAAGCAUGCAUGGGACAGCUACAGACAGUACGGCUGGGGUCACAACGAGCUGAAGCCCCUCGCCAAGAAAGGACAUUCCACAAAUAUCUUUGGCAAUUCCCAACUAGGUGCGACCAUUGUGGAUGCCUUAGACACCCUCUACAUCAUGGGUCUGCACGACGAGUUCAAGGACGGCCAGGAGUGGAUCGAACAGAAUCUGGACUUCGGAGUGAAUGCCGAAGUGUCUGUGUUUGAGGUCAACAUUCGUUUCAUAGGAGGACUGCUGGCCGCCUACUACCUCUCUGGACAGGAAGUAUUCAAGCUGAAGGCAGUCCAGCUCGCAGAGAAGCUGCUCCCUGCCUUCAACACCCCCACAGGAAUCCCCUGGGCCAUGGUCAACCUUAAGAGCGGUGUUGGUCGUAACUGGGGCUGGGCGUCGGCAGGCAGCAGCAUCCUGGCUGAGUUCGGGACUCUACACAUGGAGUUUGUUCACCUCACCUACCUGACGGGGAACCCGGCCUACUACCAGAAGGUGAUGCACAUCCGGAAGCUGCUGGCCAAAAUGGACAGACCCAACGGGCUUUACCCGAACUACCUGAACCCUCGUACGGGUCGCUGGGGUCAACACCACACCUCAGUUGGAGGACUUGGGGACAGUUUCUACGAGUACCUGCUGAAGGCAUGGCUCAUGUCGGACAAGACCGAUACAGAAGCCCGUAAAACCUAUGACGACGCCAUCGAGGCUAUCGAGCGCCACCUGAUACGCAAAUCCAACGGCGGUCUGACGUUCAUUGGUGAGUGGAAGAACGGCCACCUGGAAAGGAAGAUGGGCCACCUGGCUUGCUUCGCCGGCGGCAUGUUUGCGUUGGGCGCUGACGGUUCGCCCGACGACAAGGCCGGACACUACCUGCAGCUGGGAGCUGAGAUUGCACACACCUGCCACGAGUCCUACGACAGGACGGUGUUGAAGCUCGGCCCGGAGGCCUUUAAGUUCGACAGCGGCCUGGAGGCGGUGGCCGUACGGCAAAACGAGAAGUACUACAUCCUGCGGCCAGAGGUCAUCGAGACCUACUGGUACAUGUGGAGGUUCACCCACGAUCCCAAAUAUCGGCAGUGGGGCUGGGAGGCAGCACAGGCCAUUGAUAAGUACUGCAGGGUGAGCGGAGGUUUCUCGGGGGUGAAGGACGUUUACUCCUCCAACCCGACGUACGACGAUGUGCAGCAGAGCUUCUUCCUGGCCGAGACGCUCAAGUAUCUGUACCUGUUGUUCUCCAGCGACGACCUGAUGCCGUUUGAGAGCUGGGUCUUCAACACGGAGGCUCACCCACUUCCUGUCCUCCACCUGGGGAACAUCACCCUGCCUGGCAGCGAGCCGGCUCAGCAGUAGACGGGCAGGACCAUCGUCCUCCACCACAGCACCAGGGGGCGCCACCUGUUCGCCUGCCUGACUGAACACAAACCAACCCAUCAACACUGGACAAACUUACAUUCAGCUCCACGGACUCUCGACUGCUUUCGGACUGCAGACUUCAACCCGAGGAGACAGACGGAGAGCCUCCCGCACAGACCACUGCAGCGUGGAGAGGACUUUGAGUCUCCCUCUCUUCUUCUAUGUUUUACUCUUUGACUCUCUCCGUCUUCUCUGCUUACAUCAGGAAGACGGCGGGUGUGCUGCUCAGCCUCACGACUGGCUUGAAUUAACUCUGAAGGACCGAGCCCCAAAACCCCCGGAGGCUUGAUUUAGUUUUUUUUGUUAUUAUUUUUUUGUGUCGAUUUGCAAUUUUGACUUUCCUCCCGUACAGACUGAGGCACUGAGGUGCAUUAUGGGGUUUCUGUGAAGGAUUACGCAGUCAGUUUGACACUACUGAUGGAAGUGUCAUUUAGUUUCCCAGGCAGACAGACUUGAGGACUUUACAGGAUCUGUUGAUGAGGUGUGUGUUUUUGUUUUUGUUUGGACACAUCGUUAAUGGGGACACAGGGUUGAAUCAAAGCCCUUUGCUUCUCCCUGAACCCAACCUCCUUCCCCCCCAUUCCACUUCCUGUUUAAUCUUCAUCAGAUGAACUUUGACCUGGAACUGUUAGCAGCUCGUCACAUCAUCAGUGCGAGGGGCGGGUUGUGUCUCCUCCUCCUCCUCCUCCUCUAAUCCUCCUUUUUCAGAAAAGUGGACCAUUGUGACACGGGGACAGCAGCAGGCCUCUCCCUCUUCACCUCGACAUCUUUCCAGUUUCCAGUUAGAGACGUCUGCUGCUCCUCGUUUGGAUGCUGCUUUUUUUCUUUAUAUCUCCACAAUCACAUAGUUUCUCUCCAGUUGAUGACCUCUUCUCUCACAUCCUGCGUUCUCUUAUUUCCUGCCUUUUCAUAAAUCAUUUUCAGAACCUGAGUGUGUGUGUGAGUGUGUGUGUGUGUGUGCGUGCGUGCGUGCGUGCGUGUGCGUGUUGAAAUAACCUCUGCUGUAAAUCAUUUAUUUGUGCACUUUGUAUUGGAAGAGGAAAAUAGAAGUGUAGCACUGAAAGAGCUGAAUACAUGAAGUCUCCCUGCUGAGCUCCCAUCAUGCAACAGUUGCUCUGUUGGACUCUAUAUCACCAGUUGGACCACCGAACUGUAAGUUGUAUAAACUCAAUGUUGUGUCCCUCUCUCCUCAUCGAACACUCUGAGACAUUAACUCUCAGGUUCCCACAUAAGUGUGAGACGUCUGGCAAAGUUUGAAAUUUCAUAAUGUCCCAAGUUUUGGAUGAUCGCCCCAAUGUGGAAAUGUUUUUAUCUUUCGAUAUAUAGUACAUUCAAAUGUAAAUGUACAGCAUAUAGCUGCAAGCGUGUCCCCUUUGUGUUAGUUACUCGGUGCACAAUCAUGACUAAAAGCUACUGUACAGAUCAACCGCUGAACGGCGACAUCAUAUCAUCAAGCAAACGUAAAACAUCUUCAAGUCUGUGAAGAAAUGUGAGAAAUAGUUUUUUAAUUUGUUUACAAUUUCAAAACGCACAACCCUUUUUGCUGAGCCUUUAUUCAUCCUCUCUGUAAGAGUUUGAAUAUCAAACUCGCUCCGUACGGUCGCGAUAUAUCAAGAGCUCGGCCUCGUGGAGAGAAGUCGGAGCCUCCUCUCUAACUCUCUGUUACAGCGUGAGGGAUUUACUGCUCUGAUGAUAGGUAACACAGUCUGUUACAUAUUGUUAUAUUAGCAAACAACCAAAAGCAGCUCUGCUCUGCAACAGUCCAGACAGGUUUACACUCGAUUCAAUGUGACCUACUGCACAGAGCGGACACGACUCGUAACACAAAGUGUUCCUGCAGAAAACAAAAGAGUCUCACACCAACGUACACGCUGCAGUCUUAACGCGCUCUAAACGUGAAAGUAGACAUUAUAACCCCGUGAAUCUGGGACUACUGCACGCGUUAGAGUCGCACCUGCUCCUAGUUCUGCUUGAUUUUUAAAGAUGGGACUCAUAUUUCUUACUAUAUGACGCGGCAGUAAGCAGAUGUGAAGAAGACUUGCAGCUGAACCACGAUGUGUUCACCAGGAAGGGAGGGAGAGUUGCAGCAAGAGGGGAGGACGAGAUGUUGAGUAAAGGCCUGACUCCCCCGUCGAGGUUAAGUAAUCCCACAUUACAACAGCAAUUUGCGUUCCAGACAAACUUUGUGUCGUCGCCGUAACACCGAUGUCAAAACUACAUCAGCCAAAUGCUUUUACUUUAGUCAGAUCCACGCGUGUAGAGAUUCAACCAGGAUGUUUCCUUCCCUUAGUUUUUAACAAAUACAGGAUGGGCUCAAUAGACCUGUGCAAUGUGUGUGUGUGUGUGUGUGUGUGUGUGUGUGUGUGUGUGAGGGAGAGAAUGUGAGUGUGUUUCGAAUGCUCGGACAUUAUUACGGUUUAGAACAGAGACGCGUGUCCUGCAGGCGUUCGAGCUGCAGAGUAGGAAGUCCACUGAACCAGGAAGAUUUUUGUAUUUGUUUUGUAUUUGAUUCUUUUCAAGCCUUAUUGUCAAAUGUGUGACGCCUUGGCCAAUACUGUGCUCUUUCACGCCCUCUUGCUUUGUGUUUUUGUAAUACAUCAUUAUGAUUCACAGUUAUUGUUUUUGUUUGCACAAACGUUGUCUUGUCCUCUGACGUGUAGAUAAAUGCUGAUGGAGUAAAAAAAAAAAAAAAAAAAGUUCAGGCUGAGCGUUAACGUUCUGUUUCCUGCCCCGGGCCACGUGACUAAAGGUUCUCUAAAACAAUCAAUAUGCUGAUUAACGCUUUAAUAACCCCCCCUCCCCCGUCCUCCUGACGAUAGAGUCACACUGACUGCAGAAAGCAACAAAGAUCAAAUUGAUUUAAGCCGUAGUUGUUUCACAAAGUGUUGACGGCCUAAUUAAAGUUUUAGAGGAUAAGGAUGUAGAUGUUCUUUUCUUUCUUACUGUCAACUAAUCCCAUGAAAAGCCCAAAAACCAAGAAUGAAUUCAUCAAAUGUAACCGUGUGUAUGCACCUCAUUCCUCUGAAAUGUCCAAAAUAUGAACAAUAUGAACGUUUACACUCCUGGAAGUACUCACUCGAGCACCUAAUGUGGAUUAAUCCGCUUCUGAAAAUAGUAAAGAAAUCCAGUUCCCAGCUGCUUUUGGUAUAUUUGUGACCCGUUUUACAGUAUUGUUCAUCUUAAUUAAUUAAUAAUUAACAUUAAUGGGUUAGAGUAGUUAAAAAACUAUUGAGUUUAAUGGGAUUGGAUGACAGGAACAUAGAGUAAAAUAAUAUUCUCCUUAUACUUUAAAUGUCUGGAUUUGACCGGUGUAAGUAGAAGAUACAGACGUUUUAGUAAAAUAUCUUUUAUGUCGAAAUGUUUUUUGCGUUUAAGGCCAAAACGUCUUUGACGAAGAUUCUGGCCAACAGUUUGAAUUAAUCCACUUUAUUAUUAUUAUUAUUAUUUUGAAACGAGUCGUCUUCAGUUGAAGGGAAGCUCUCAUACGGUGUACAUACAGGAUAUCUCUCUGCACAUACGACAUGUAACUCCCUCCAUACAUUUCUCUCCAUCGUCCAUCCAGCAGCAUCUCAGCUGAAAGGUCCAUAAUGCAGUCCAGUCGUGGCUCAGUGUCUCUCCCACACCAUCGCCACCUUUAUCUGAUUGGGGGGGGGGGAGCCCAGGCGUGAACCUGGGCGGCCAUCAAGUCGCUUGGAGCGGCGUUGAUUUUGAAAAUUGAGUGUUCUGUAUUUGUAUUUUUACUGAACAAAAAAAAAAAAGUUAAAGUAUCUGUAAAUAUGUUUAAAACUGAGACACAAAUUCAAUAAAGAUGUUAUGAAAAGUGA
Messenger RNA from Cottoperca gobio, 6327 nucleotides. RefSeq names its product mannosidase, alpha, class 1A, member 2 (gene man1a2). The record is from RefSeq and is a predicted model, not a curated record. Gene Ontology annotation, molecular function: mannosyl-oligosaccharide 1,2-alpha-mannosidase activity; calcium ion binding. NCBI's taxonomy places the organism in Eukaryota, Metazoa, Chordata, Actinopteri, Perciformes, Bovichtidae. Gene Ontology annotation, cellular component: extracellular exosome; endoplasmic reticulum; Golgi membrane. Gene Ontology annotation, biological process: mannose trimming involved in glycoprotein ERAD pathway; carbohydrate metabolic process.